Molecule: messenger RNA, 2208 nt
Organism: Caenorhabditis remanei
Lineage: Eukaryota; Metazoa; Nematoda; Chromadorea; Rhabditida; Rhabditidae
Exons: 13
Coding region: 1-2208 (735 amino acids)
Biological process (GO): protein N-linked glycosylation; DNA repair
Cellular component (GO): endoplasmic reticulum membrane
Molecular function (GO): dolichyl pyrophosphate Glc1Man9GlcNAc2 alpha-1,3-glucosyltransferase activity; endonuclease activity
Source: RefSeq, a predicted model, not a curated record
AUGGGCGAGACUCAAUGGAUUCUAUCAGUCGGCGCGAUUCUCAUCGCAUUCAAGUGUCUUCUGAUACCAGCCUACACCUCCACAGACUUCGAAGUGCAUCGUAAUUGGAUGGCUGUGACGUGGAAUCGGCCGAUGAAGGAGUGGUAUACAGAGUCAACAUCCGAAUGGACACUCGAUUAUCCACCGUUUUUCGCUUACUUCGAGUUGGCGUUGGCGUAUGCAGCGAAGUUUUUAGGAUUCGACGAAUGUUUGGAGAUAUCAAACACGCCAAAAAUGUCUCGAAAAAUACUGAUUUUUCAACGAUUUUCAGUGAUUUUAACGGAUUUCUUCUAUCUCGCCGUGUGCGCUCUCUACUCGUUCCGUUCGCCACGUCUUGUCGAGAGAAUUCCGAAGAAAUUGAGACGAAAUGGGCGAGAAGCGUGCUUCGUUCUGCUGGCAACACUUCAAGCACUUCUGAUUUGUGAUUCGAUUCAUUUUCAGUAUAAUUCGAUGCUCACUGCAUUCUUCAUUCUGUCGAUGUAUUUUGUGGAUUCGGGGAGAAUGUUGAUGGUAAGGAUGAGGACAUCCGGAUGUGUGGAUGCCAUCUCCCUCGCAAUCGCCCUUCUCUCGCCCUUCAUUUUCUCCUUGUUCCCAUUCUUCCAUAUCGAUGGAAUCGAGGGACUUCAAAAUAUCGCCACCCGACUAUUCCCCGUCUCUAGAGGACUCACACACGCAUUCUGGGCACCCAACUUCUGGGCUCUCUACAAUUUUACGGAUUUGUGUUUGUAUCGAGUGCUGAGUCUUCUCAAAAUUGGGAAGUUUGAAGCGCCCACGUAUACUUCUGGAUUGGUUCAGGAAUACACACACAGCGUGCUCCCGAAUGUGACACCAAUCGGAACACUCUGUCUAGUUGUCGUAUCAUCUGUCAUUGUACUAACUGGACUGAUUAUUCGAUGGAGAAGAGACUCCCGCCAAGUGGAUUUCUCACUUUUUGCCGUCUUCUCCGCCCUCUCAUUCUUCUAUUUCGGAUAUCAUGUUCACGAGAAAGCGAUCAUUCUGAUUACGGUACCGAUGACGAUUUUUGCGAUAAAAGACCCAAAAUACCAUCGUCAUCUCGUCCAUUUGUCAUGUGUCGCCUCGUUUUCCCUAUUCCCACUCCUCUUCACACCAUUUGAAAUCCUGCUGAAAUACGCCAUUUGUCUCGCAUAUUUCUUGCUGCAAUUGACGUUUUUAAAAAGAUACACACGAAUGUCACUCGCAGAAAUGUUGCCGUGGCGAUACGUGGCUAGUUGGAUUUUAUUGGGAGCUGUGGAGAUUUACAACACGUUUUUGCAUAAAUGGCUCCUCUCCGAUCGUCUUCCCUUUGCCCCUCUUAUGGUCAUUUCCGUGCUCACCGCCAUCGAGCUCACCGGUUUCUUCGGAUCCCUUAUCUGGCACUGUUUCGCUGAUGGAAUCAUCGAGAUCACUUGGCAAAAAGCCACGUGUCGCCUCCGUGAACAACUCAUCCGUGACGUCACAUACUCAGUUCAAACUGUUGAUGACGUGGAAGACGUUCAAAUAGUCGCAGGCAUCGACACGUCGGCAAGUACACAGAAUCCCGACAUGGUAUAUGUAUCGGUUAGCUUCUGGAAGUAUCCGAGUCUCGAACACAUGGCUACAGUAUCCGACACGCGGAUCCUACGACUACCGUAUAUUCCACAGUAUCUUGCAGUUCGCGAAGCAGAGGUGAUGGCUGAUUUUGUGAAAAAAGUGAUAUCGGAUAGACCCGAUCUCAGGCCGGAUGUCAUUUUGUGCGACGGUUUUGGACAGUUUCAUUCGAGAGACUGCGGGAUGGCUUGCCACGUGGGUGCUCUCACUGGAAUCCCGAGUAUCGGAAUCGCAAAGAAUCUGGCUCUCCAUGAUGUCUAUGAGACUGUUGGAAUUGACAAAAAAGCCACGGUCGACAAGUUUGUGGACAGUUGUAGAGAGGUCUACAAAUCGAACAAAGCGGUGGCUGGAUACAUUCCAUUCGAUAUUGUGGAGCCGGUGAAGUUGAAUAUUUUGAGGAUGGGCGGGUCGAUGAGCGGUGUCUUCGUCUCCGCUGGUUACGGCAUCGAUCUGGAUCUGGCGACCACGAUUUCAUCGCGAAUGCUUCUGAACAACACAACUUGUGAGCCAAUUCGAGCGGCCGAUUUGGAAUCUCGACGACUCGUUCGAGAAUAUUUCGAUGGGAAUGAUAAGAACGAAUAA